This is a messenger RNA of Pichia membranifaciens NRRL Y-2026, 890 nucleotides long. RefSeq lists its product as hypothetical. NCBI's taxonomy places the organism in Eukaryota, Fungi, Ascomycota, Pichiomycetes, Pichiales, Pichiaceae. Gene Ontology annotation, cellular component: Ndc80 complex. The transcript has a single exon. Gene Ontology annotation, biological process: chromosome segregation. The record is from RefSeq and is a predicted model, not a curated record. The coding region runs from base 46 to 792 and encodes 248 amino acids.
CCAGUCUAACUAGUUUUGGUGCAUAUCUAGUAAAUCACAGCAAACAUGGCGGAGUCGCAGGUGCGGGCAAACAUAGAGGCGUUGCAGGCGUUGAAGCCUCAGAUGCAAGAUCUUAAACAAGUGGUGAAUUCGUACAUAUCCUUUGUGCAAGAUGCCAUAUUGAAGCGUCGAACAGAUUACCAGUCUAGGCUUUCGCAGCUGAAGUCACACGAGGUUCAGUUGAAGGCAGAGAUUGAAAUGAACAAGAAAAUGAGAGAACAGUUGCUAGAAGAGCUUUCGAGCGAGAUGAGGAAUAGAGACCAAUCAUCAGUUAAGCUCGAGGAGAUGAAGAUCCAAGAGGAAAACAUAAAGAAGCAAAAGGAUGAGUUCUCCAAGCAGUUGGAAGAGAUUGAGUCACAAAUAAGCAGCAAAAUAAGGCAGAUCAACGAGCAGAGAGAUAUAAUGAAGAAUCAAACCACUUUGGUGAAUGACAAGCUAUACCAAUUUGAGCAGCUUUUAGGACUUCGAAUAGAACACUCAAACAUGGUAGAUGACUCCAUGGUGGAAGGUGAUUUGGAAAACGAAAUCGACACGAUUAUUUUUGUCUUUAAAAACAUUGAUCCUAAAGAUUUUUCUAGAGAAGCCUCCUUUACGUUUGACCCUGUGAAUGUGGCAAUCCUAAUCUCAGAUCCUCCCCUACCGGAUGCAGUCUUUUUGGAGGCGAUCAAGCUUUUUCUAGACACUAAGGAGAUAGCCUAUUUGUGGAAAUUCCUCAGAACUGCGCUUCAAACUGAGCUUGUCUCUUCAAAAUAGAUGUCUCGUAUAACUCAACUCCAUCACGUAUAACUACGACUGUAAUUUUACCAUUCUAUGUAUAAUAAUUCUUUCUUAUAAAAUCCUGUAGAUUACCC